Messenger RNA from Branchiostoma floridae (Florida lancelet), 1083 nucleotides. RefSeq names its product L-threonine 3-dehydrogenase-like. The record is from RefSeq and is a predicted model, not a curated record. Lineage: Eukaryota; Metazoa; Chordata; Leptocardii; Amphioxiformes; Branchiostomatidae. The transcript has 4 exons. Bases 33 to 1046 code for a protein of 337 amino acids.
CGUCCCCUCCCGGCAGGUCGGACCUGCACUCCAUGUCGGGGCGGCGGCACCACGGGGUACCGAGCGUGCUGGGGCACGAGGCGGUGUUAGAGGUGGUGCGGGACCGCCGGGGGGACCGCGGGCUGCCCGCUGGAUCACGGGUCACCUUCUCCAUCAUAGACUCGUGCUUCAACUGUGACAGAUGUUCAGUCGGCCUCCCUCAGAAGUGUCGCCAGCUCUUCAAGUAUGGCCACGCUCUCCUUAACAACGGGACGGGCUUCAACGGUUGCUACGCGACGCACCUGGUUGUUAGGCGUGGUGUUCACGUCGUCCCCCUCCCCGAUCACGUGACGGACAGAAUGGCGGCCCCCGUCAACUGCGCCCUAGCAACGGUCGUCAACGCCGUGUCGUGCAUUCCUGGGAACGAGAACAUCGCCGCCGAGUUUCGACACCAGCUGAACGUAGGGCUGGAAAACGUCACGACUGGCGGCGAUGACGUCACCCCUAGUUACCACGGCAACAGCGACGUAACGAGCAAGGGCCCAAUCAUGGUGCAGGGUGCGGGUCUGCUUGGGCUGUACGCAUGCGCGUUGCUAAGGGAACGAGGCUACGAACACGUGUACUGCACGGAUAUUAACGAGGAGCGACUGAAGCUCGUUCCCAGGUUCGGAGGGACACCCGUCUUGGCGGGAAAAGAGGACCCGGAGGAUUCUGGGAAGGAGAAUACUUUCCAUGCUGUUAUUGAGGUGUGCGGUGCUCCCUCGGUGGUGCCCUCGGGUGUCCGGCUGCUGCGGCCCGGGGGUACGUACGUGCUGGUGGGCAUGGUGCACCCGCAGUCACAACUCGACAUCAGGGGCGAUCAAAUCAUCCAGAAAUGUCUGUCCAUUCACGGCGUGCAUAACUACGCCCCCUGGCACCUGACAGCGGCGGUGCAGUUCCUGUCGCGGACGGCCAGCAAGUACCCGUAUGAAGACCUGGUGGGGGAGGAGUUCCCGCUGUCCGAGUUCUCAGCCGCGGCAGAGAUGGCAGAGAGACAGGUGUACCCUCGUGUGGCGCUCAAGCCGUGAGACGCAGCGUCAAGGUGGUUGACCUCACUACAUUAAA